Messenger RNA from Dipodomys spectabilis (banner-tailed kangaroo rat), 1897 nucleotides. RefSeq names its product nuclear transcription factor Y subunit gamma (gene Nfyc). Gene Ontology annotation, molecular function: DNA binding; protein heterodimerization activity; DNA-binding transcription activator activity, RNA polymerase II-specific. The transcript is spliced from 10 exons. The coding region runs from base 223 to 1230 and encodes 335 amino acids. Lineage: Eukaryota; Metazoa; Chordata; Mammalia; Rodentia; Heteromyidae. The record is from RefSeq and is a predicted model, not a curated record. Gene Ontology annotation, biological process: regulation of DNA-templated transcription. Gene Ontology annotation, cellular component: nucleus; CCAAT-binding factor complex.
UGAAAGACAAAGAAAAAUGGCGAAUAGUUUGCUGGGGGGUGGGAGGACAGCUGUUCGGGUUUUCACUGGAGUGGACAUUCCAGACUCAGGUUUCUGCAUCUCCUGCUGUCUUUUGUUUCCUCCAUCCUUUGGUGGGGGGAGGGAUAGGAGUGACUUAAAUUCUCCUUGUCCGAGGAGGUAUAAAUAACUACAUGUAAAAUUAAUGCAGUUCCCGUUGUCGAAAUGUCCACAGAAGGAGGGUUUGGUGGCACUAGUAGCAGUGAUGCCCAGCAAAGCCUUCAGUCCUUCUGGCCUCGGGUCAUGGAAGAAAUCCGGAACUUAACAGUGAAAGAUUUCCGGGUACAGGAGCUCCCACUGGCUCGAAUUAAGAAGAUUAUGAAACUGGAUGAAGAUGUGAAGAUGAUCAGUGCUGAAGCCCCUGUGCUCUUUGCCAAGGCAGCCCAGAUUUUUAUAACAGAGCUGACUCUUCGAGCCUGGAUCCACACAGAGGAUAACAAACGCCGAACUCUUCAGAGGAAUGAUAUCGCCAUGGCAAUUACAAAGUUUGAUCAGUUUGACUUUCUCAUCGAUAUUGUCCCAAGAGAUGAACUGAAACCUCCAAAGCGUCAGGAGGAGGUGCGCCAGUCCGUGACUCCUGCUGAGCCUGUCCAAUACUAUUUCACACUGGCUCAGCAACCCACUGCUGUCCAAGUCCAGGGGCAGCAGCAAGGCCAGCAGACCACCAGCUCCACGACUACUAUCCAGCCUGGGCAGAUCAUCAUUGCUCAACCUCAGCAGGGCCAGACUACACCUGUGACAAUGCAGGUUGGAGAAGGCCAGCAGGUGCAGAUUGUCCAAGCCCAGCCUCAGGGUCAAGCCCAGCAGGCUCAGAGUGGCACUGGACAGACCAUGCAGGUGAUGCAGCAAAUCAUCACUAACACAGGAGAGAUCCAGCAGAUCCCGGUGCAGCUGAAUGCCGGCCAGCUGCAGUAUAUCCGCUUAGCCCAGCCUGUAUCAGGCACCCAGGUUGUGCAGGGACAGAUCCAGACACUUGCCACCAAUGCCCAACAGAUCACACAGACAGAGGUCCAGCAAGGACAGCAGCAGUUCAGCCAGUUUACAGAUGGACAGCAGCUCUACCAGAUCCAGCAAGUCACCAUGCCUGCGGGCCAGGACCUCGCCCAGCCCAUGUUCAUCCAGUCAGCCAACCAGCCCACCGAUGGGCAGACCCCCCAGGUGACCGGCGAUUGAGGGCCUAAGCUGGCAAGGACACCAAACACAAUUUUUGCCAUACAGCCCUAAGUGAUGGGCACAACCUCCCUCCCCGAGGACCAGCGACCUCAGCACCCCCUGCAGGCUAGGACAUUGGUGCACUACGCUCCGCGCCUGGGGGCCGAGAUUCUCCAACAGAAAGAUGCAAUAUUUUUUAUUUCAUUUUUUUCUCCGAGGAAUCAAUAUUUCCACAUAUUGAGCUGUGUGUCCAAUGCUAUGAAAUGAGAAUAUUAAAUAACAUAUUUAUGGCAUUUUCUUGAAGCACGUGGUUGAAGAAGUAUUUCUCCGUUUGCUUUUCUUACUUUGGUUCCCACCACCACUUUAUAGGAGCAGAUCUUUCUCUCUAAGGGUGCACAGCAUUUCCUGACUCUUGCAACAGCUGCAGCCCCGAGAUUUGCUCCCUUGUUCUGCCCUCAGAUUGAAUCAGGUGGAGGGGGUGCAGCUCCUUUUUACCCAUUGCGCCUCUCUGCUCCUGUCCCACCUGCUCCUCAGAGCUCUGUAUUGGUAUCCAGGGACCGUGGAAGUGUUUCUUGCAUUUGGAGAUGAAGUCAUUCCUCAUGGAAAGCAAUGGUUUCAUUCCCAGCCCUCCUUUCCCAGGAACUCAAGGAGACUAGAACUUUGUGCAUUUGCUGCCCCCUCUUUUCUU